CUUCCUUCCAGUUGUUUUCCUGAGUGUCCUGUGCCCAAGGAAAGGAAGGAAGCCAUCACAGCAUCACACAAGCAUUGCUUCUUGCUCGCAAGCGCAACCACACGCACGCACGAUCAUCAGCAGUGCAAAGCCUGCAAGCUUCAUUUUGUGAUCAGACCAUCAUCAUCAUCAUGCCCUCCCGCGUGCUGAACCGACGAAGACGUCGCCAGCUGCACGAGUGCGUGGAGGCAGGGGAUGCGACUCGGUUAGGGCGGCUGCUGCGCUGGCCGGCGAGGCAGCGCAUCAUGCGCGAGAAAGCAUUUGCACGAAAGCUCAUGCACAUCGCCUGUUGCCGCCCUUGGGACGCGCACACACCACAAGCCUGUCUCUCUCGCAACCUUCCCUUGGAAGAGCUCCUGAAGAGCGGUGUGGACGUGAACAUCGAGGAUGACGAAGGCAACACGCCCUUGUUCAUCACGUGCUCCCAGCCACACGCUCUCUCCUCAACCUGUGCUCUCAUCGCAGCUGGUGCCAACAUCAACCAUCACAACGCCGCCGGUGAGACCCCACUGCACAUUGCAGCGUCAAAUGGCCUUGUGCAUACAACAGAGACGCUGCUCAGCGCUGGCGCCAUUACCAUUGCGACGCUGAGUGGAGACACCCCUUUGAUGCUGGCACUGAAAGCACAUCACAUCAUGGUGGCCCAGCUGCUGUUGUCGAUCGAAGCCGCAAUGGGACGGGAGCAUUUGGAUGCCGUCAUAGCUUCACUCCAACACACACUUGGCAUGUCACCUGAAGUGCGCAUUCUACUGUCGAGCGUCAAGGCGAACCCGAUUGCCCUUGGAAGGCCCGCGGAAACCGAUCAUGUUCCCAUUGCAGCGCAACGGCGAGCCAUCACCGCCCAUCUCUUCAAAUCUCGCGGCUUCAGAUAUGUGACCGUGUCUCGCAAUCCAACGCACCAAUGGCCGUUUGUUGUGCGUGGCUGUAUCGAAACCGCCUCUCUUCCCACCAUCCAUCUUCUGCCAUCAUUCCGCCAAGGCAGAGAACCAGUUGUGGACGGUGACGCCAUUCUCGCCGUUGACAGCACCGCUGUGGCUGCGUCAACACACGCUGCCAUCGGCACCAUCUUGGACGACGCGCCGUCGAAGAUUCAUCUCCUCAUCAUGCGACGCCUGCCAGCUGAAGGGGCAGCGGCAAUUGCGCCUCUCGUGACAAGCCCAACACCAGACCUGCCAGGCACUCUGUUUCACAGCGCCCUGCGAAAGCAGUUUCUCGUCAUUGCUCCAAAAUCAAACGUGUUUGAAGGACCUGCGUGGACGCGACGAUUGAGUCGGCCUGACGUUUUAGUUGGCAAGGCAGUUGGCAUUUCCCACAGUGACUACAAGCGCAUUGUUGCAAAUGGACUGUGCAUUGAGCUGCCAAAUCCGUGCAAGAGCGACAUCGCCAGCGAAGGCAGCAUUGGCCACACCACCGAUUACAACAGCACGACACAUGGCAAGCGCAGUGGCAGACAACAGCCAAGUGCAGCUCGCGCGAGCAACACCACGGCUGCCGACUCUUUGGAUUCGUGGGAGCACUCGCCCUGUGCCACGCUACUGCCUGCAGCCACCAUCAACCGCUUGGGGGAGAUUGGUGUGACGCGAACACGUGCGUUGCUUGAGCUGCGCAUACAGCAGCUGCAACGCGCCAUUCAUCGCAUCCAACACCACGAAGCAACAGCACAACGCCAGUUUGAGUGGCUGCGACGGCAGCCAGACCCACAGCCGAGCUGUGAUGCUGGGAAACGCUUCGCCGAUCUCAACCGCUAUGAGGACGUCCUUCCUUUCGAUCACACGCGUGUUGUGUUGGACGUGGAUGAGGAUGGAUACAUCAACGCAAGCGGCAUCCGUGAUGUCGACAAGCACGUGCGGUGGAUUGCAACGCAAGCACCGAUCCCGCAGUCCUUUGACAGAUUCUGGGUGAUGGUGUGGCAUGAACGUGUUGCCGUCAUUGUCAUGCUCACAGACCUCACUGAGGGCGGCAGGGUGAAGUGCGAUCGGUAUUGGCCUGGGGAGGAGCACUGGCUCGUCGUGUCGCACCUCAGCGUCAAGCUGGAGGCGGAGACAAGUCUGAGCGACCGCAUCGUCGACAGGCACUUCGUAGUCCACAACUGCAUCACAGGAGAGAUGCGCGUCGUGCAUCAGCUGUUGUUCCGCCGCUGGUUUGAUUUCACGGCACCCGAAGGAGCGAUGGAUGUCAUUCGCCUCCGCGCCUUUGUGCAGAAACUUAACCCGCCAAUUCCACAGUGCACAUCACCACGGCCGGUUGUCGUGCAUUGCAGUGCUGGAGUUGGACGGACGGGCACCUUUAUCGCCAUCGAUUACAUCCUCUCCGCCACCGAGGAACGGCUGUGCGUGCCGCGCGCUGUUGAGGCGUUGGACGCGGAGACAAACGUUGCGCACGUGGUGGCCACGCUUCGCCGUGAUCGCAUGAAGAUGGUUAAGACGGAGAGCCAGUAUGCGUUCAUCUUUGCCGCCGUGCGAGCUGCGCUGAGCCGCGUUGAGAGCACAAUGCGCGCACAUGUCGAGCAGAUGCAGCCUGUCACCUCGCCACGCGACCGCAUCCACCAGCACACUAUGCAGCAGCUGGCACAGCGGCUACGCGACGCACAGGGCGUCAACACACAACAGCGCAGAGCGAACAAGAAGCAAGAGGAAGAAGAGCAGAAGCGCGCACAGCAGCUGUACGCAAGAUACACGCGCUUGACGUCGUCCUUGCGAUCGCCAUCACCAACAUCGGCAACAUCGGCAACAUCGGCAACAUCGCCCACAUCGCUCAAGCGAUCCACAGCCGCAGUGUUUGCGCUGUCACCGCAACCAUCAGCAUCAUCAGCAACAUCGUCCAUGAUUGUGUCGCCACGUCUUGCACUGCCAGUUCCGGCCCGCCGCACCCCACACCCGUGACGCGUUCAGUCGCAACUUGGGUUGUGGAGAGGAAGGGGUGGGGGAAGGGGCUGGUGUGCUUUUUACUCUGUACAUGUGGUGGUGUGCAUGUCUGUGCAAUGUGCGUAGACCGUUGUGUAUUUAUGUGUGUGCAGACCGUUGUGUAUUUAUGUGUGCAUUGGACACUUGACACGGUACAGUACAAUGGCACGCACGCAAGGAAGCGAAA
Salpingoeca rosetta is the source of this 3129-nucleotide messenger RNA. RefSeq lists its product as uncharacterized. The record is from RefSeq and is a predicted model, not a curated record. Gene Ontology annotation, molecular function: protein binding; protein tyrosine phosphatase activity. Gene Ontology annotation, biological process: protein dephosphorylation. Lineage: Eukaryota; Choanoflagellata; Craspedida; Salpingoecidae. The transcript has 21 exons. The coding region runs from base 171 to 2921 and encodes 916 amino acids.